CUUGCGCGGAUACAAGCACAAAACCCCCUCUCCCAGUCCUUACUUCACACAUGGCGUCGAGAUUCAAGCGUCAGCGAGCCAAGGCGUUGAACCCUGCAUCAGCAAUAGGAGCAGCAACGUCCACUCCGGCGUUCGGAGACGAGGACGACUACCUGUCGGCGUCGUUUGUGGUCGAGGAACCGAACAAGCCGCGCGGCAAGCGAGCGCAGCAAGAGGCAGACCCAGAGCGGGGAAGAGGCGAGUCGGUGAUGUCCAAGAAAGAUAUCGCCAAGAAAAUGGAGGACAGGAGAGAGGAAGGGUUGCAGCAGAAGAUAGGGGAGGAGAACGCAGGCUUUAAGCUCCUCAUGAAGCUGGGGUACAAGGGAGGGGGGCUCGGCAAGGACGGCGAGGGCACAACGAAGCCGUUGAUGCCGGAGCUGAAGCAGGGUCGGGCAGGGUUGGGCAAGGAGUCGGAGUCCAAGCGAAGAAAAGAGGAACAGAAAGAGCGGGCCAAAAGGAAAGCGUCCCGAGACACCCAACAGGAGGUGCAAAGGCGGGAACACUUUCGCAUGUCCAAGGCGGCGCAGUUCGUGGAUAGGCGCUUGCAGCAAGACCUCAGCCGAGCCCGGAGGCUGGUCGAGAGCCUGGACGAAACUUCGGGAAGGACAAGGUCGAUCAUGUGGCCGGACGAAGAAAAGGAGAGCUUAGACGAGGAUCCCAAUGGCGGCGGCGGCAGUUACUUGAACGACGAGGGCCGGAGGGGCGGCAUCGACACCGACGCCGCUGACACCACAGCUGGGCCUUCACAAGCAUGGGGUGGAACGGGCAGCACAGGGGAUACCCUCUCUAAGGAGCCUAAGGAAGCAAAGGGGGAGGCAAGCACUAGCGAGGAAGGGAUGGGGGAGGACGGGGGGCUUCGAGAAGAGUGGGACGUCAUGACGGCGGAUGAAAAGCUAUCGGCGUGCCUGGCCUACCUCCGUGCGAGCUACUCGUACUGCAUGUACUGCGCCUGCCGCUACGAAGGUCCUCGAGAUCUGCAGGGCUCGUGCCCCGGGCCUAGCCGGAGCGAUCACGACGACGAAGAGAUGUAAACAGCAGUGGCAGUGCAACGGCCCAGCAGAGGAUCAGAGGACAAGAUACAAGCAGCGGGGCUUUUUUUGGUGCAGAGCGUCGAGCCGCCUGCCUAUUUACCUCUGCGGCGUUUCGUUCUUUUGUGGUUCUAAAACACGUCGAGUUCAUCGCUAUCCGCAGCCAAGAGUCGUUAGCAUGGUGGCUCUGAUUUGCCUUUGUAUGUCCCCCAUGUGCAAUGGUGGCAGUGGUUCGCCUUAGCAUGCUCAUGUUGGGAAGUGCGCAUUGCGCCGUACGCCUAUGUAUGACAGCCCAGUUGACGUAAAAGUUUCGGCAGGUUAACCAAGGAGGCGUUUGUGCGUUGAGACAACAAACAACCCACAUCUCCACCAAUGUCUGGGAAUAGCGAGAGGCGAAUUUUCACUUGGCACUGCUGUUGCUGGUCGUUUGUUUGACCCGGCGUUGACCCGGCGUGACCAAUAUCACGUACACCUCUGGAUGACAUGAACCAUUUUUGCAAC
Ectocarpus sp. CCAP 1310/34 is the source of this 1568-nucleotide messenger RNA. The record is from the annotation of a GenBank genome assembly. Lineage: Eukaryota; Phaeophyceae; Ectocarpales; Ectocarpaceae.